ACAUACGUCUUAAACAACAAAACCGUGAAAAAUAACUGAAGUAAUAGUGCCAGAGUUUUCUCUCCUCUCAAGUCUCCUUCAUAUUUUGUCUAUCUAGCAACUGACCGAAGAAGUUGCAAAGGAGACGCAGAGUUGCUCCUUCUACUGGGAAACAGCCGUCAAUGGCUCCUGAGAAGGCCUCUCAGCAGCCAGACAUGGAGACAAAGUUGGAGUCAGAGCCGAAACCGAAUCAAGAACCGGAGGCAGGAGAUGAUCUUGAUCCAGCAAAAUCAAUCAAAAAGAUCCGUACGAUCGUGGAAACUUUGCAUACACUCUUUCCACCCCAGCUACCGAACCUAACGAAGUCUAGGAGCAUUCCUCCUCCAAAGUCUAAAGUUCAGAAGGUGAGUCUAACCCCAGCAAUAAGUGCCCCAAUUGGAACAACUUCUUUGAACCAUGACGAGUCAGAGAAUUCAAUUCAUAAGCUAAAACGUAACCUUCGUCUACUGGAGGAAGAUGUGGCUAAGCUAAGAGUGCUUAACGAAGUGGUAGGAGAAGAGGUGAGCAGACACAUCGUUCCACUCGACAAACUACUUCAAAAAGUGGAAAAGGGAACCACCAAAAGUCAGUUAACCAAAGGUAUGAAGAAAGACUUGGAGGAUGUCAACAAGAAGAUCUUUAACUUGAUGUGUCAGGUCCCUUUGCUUCCCAACAGACGCAGAAAGCCAGGAGGGUUAGAUUCUGAGGACGGCGAAGUGGAGAAUAACGGAAAAGGUAUUGAAUGCUUACCAGGCAUCCAUGCUAAUGAAGAAGAUCUCAAAAGACUCGCGGUUUUCAGACAAGUUAAAGAAAAGUUCAUAGAGCUUCGUAUUGACCGCAAGAUCUGCAUGCUGAGCUUUGCUGUGUUCCCGGAGAAUCAAGAAGUGAAUAGAACGAUGCUCAUGUAUUGGUGGAUUGGAGAAGGGAUUCUCCCUGAUGGAAUCAAACCCGAAGAUGCUGUGAAAGACAUUCUCAAGGAGUUUAUGGAGAAAAAGUUGAUAGAGCCUGUAGAAAACAAACGCAAAGUGGAGCCAAACUGCUACAAGAUGACACCCUUUGUGCAUUCCUCAGUGGUUCUUAUCUCAGAGGAGAUAGGACUCUUUAGUAUGUAUCAGAAAGGGAAGAAGCCAAGGAUGAAACACUCAGACUUGAAAAAGGUUUGCCUUGUGGAAGAAUCAUCAAGCCAGCCAGAAGCAAAAGCUAAGAAAAUGCCAGCAGGGGACAUUGAGACAGUGUUCAAUGUUUCUGAGAGGUUUCCUGAUUUUGCAUUCAAGUGGUUCUCUGAGGACCAAUCAUCAGGGAAGAAGAAGUUUAGCUCUCUAUCAAAAACUGCAUACAAGAUGCUAAAGGUGUUUUAUCUAGGCAGAUGGGAGAGAACCGCGAACCGACACAUCGAGGUAGAGAACCCUGAGCUUAUGAAGUACUUGAAGCACAUGACUAAACUCAAGCUUCUGAGCUUUCAAGGGAUCUCAAGAAUUGAAAGACUUGAUGAUGCUGUCUGUAAGCUUCGGGAGCUCAUCAUCUUGGACCUCAGAGCUUGCUACAAUCUGGAGAAGCUUCCAGACAAGAUAGAUUCGCUCAAGGCAUUGACCUACUUAGACAUCACAGAUUGCUACAUGAUAGACCGGAUGCCAAAGAGGCUUUCAUGGCUGGAUAACUUGGAGGUUCUCAAAGGCUUUGUGGUUAGUGAUGCUACUGAUGUGGAGACGUUCUGUUUGCUGUCUGAGCUGAAGCACUUGAAGAAGCUGCGAAAGCUAAGUAUUACAAUAAACAAAGGUGGUGAGUUCACUGUUUCUCAACUGUUUGUGGAUAUUCAGGACUUCUCCAAUCUGGAGAAGUUGAAAGUGGCCUGGGGAGGUAUUAAUGAACACAACAAAGCUGAAUCUACUUCUGGAGCAGUAAAAGAAUUCAUCAGGUCGAUGACACGGCUUCCUCCUAAUAGCCCAGUUACAGGUCCAAAGCCUCACAAGGCUCCAAAGAAGGCAGCCGUUCCAAGCCACCUUCCAGAGAAGUUAAUGAAACUGGACCUGCAGUGUUUUCCUGAUGCUGAACUGCCCACAUUGCUUGAGCCUGGUAAGCUACGUACGUUGGAAAAACUCUACAUCAAAGGAGGAACCAAACUUACUGGCUUUGGGAAGUCCGUGCCUGAGGAGCCAACUGAGUGCAGUGUCAAGGUUUUGCGUCUGAAGUUCCUUCCCAGGCUAAAAGUGGAGUGGAGGGAGCUGAGGGAACUUUACUUUCCAAAACUGGAGUUCUUGGAUAAGUAUCAAUGCCCUCAAGUUAGUUUCUGCCCCUGUGAUGGUAUCGGAAUCUGGCGCGACAAGUCUACGCAACUCUGAGCAGAGAGUUGCUCAUUUUUCCCUAUGUUUUAUUUCCUUUUUGUUGCUGCUUCUAUUGUUGUGUGUUUGCUUUCUAAUUUUCCCAUUGAUGUCUUCCUUGUUUGCUUUCAAAUGUUGUUGUUUGUUACCAGUUGAAUAAAAGAGUUUGGAGUGUUUGUUUUGCUAA
Brassica napus (rape) is the source of this 2523-nucleotide messenger RNA. Its product is annotated as disease resistance RPP13-like protein 4. The record is from RefSeq and is a predicted model, not a curated record. The transcript is spliced from 2 exons. NCBI's taxonomy places the organism in Eukaryota, Viridiplantae, Streptophyta, Magnoliopsida, Brassicales, Brassicaceae. Gene Ontology annotation, biological process: defense response to other organism. Bases 162 to 2357 code for a protein of 731 amino acids.